AUGAACCAACUCGCUUCGCUAUUACUUCUCGCCUCUGCCCUUUCCGGCAAUGCAGCUGCAUCAUCUAAAGGCCCUCCAUCAAACACAGGCCUGCUACAGAUGGUUACGUACGUCAAGCGUAACCCCAACAUGACGCUCGACGAAUUCUGGCAGUAUUGGGAUACCCAGCAUGCUCCCAAGGUGAUCCCUCUAGCAACGCACUUUGGCAUCGCUCGAUACCAACAGGUCCGAGUCUCAGGGAAGAUUGUCCCGACCGAUGCCGGCGCCACCGAGCCGGUAUCGAAUAACCUCGUGGACUUUGACGGGAUCGCCAUGUUCCUUUACGAGUCAGCUGAUGUCUUGAUUGAUAUGCUCUCUCAUCCUUACUAUGUCAACGUCGUUGAACCGGAUGAGCAUGUCUUCAUUGACAAGUCAGCUCAUGGAAAUGGCAUGGUCGCUACAUACAUCGGCGAGCAUAUCGAUGCAGUGGACGAUGCCAAAAGUGUUUGGAAGGGAGACAAGAAGACACUUUCGAAAUACCAGAAGUUGUUCAAGAAGUAUUGA
Fusarium odoratissimum NRRL 54006 is the source of this 543-nucleotide messenger RNA. RefSeq lists its product as uncharacterized. The record is from RefSeq and is a predicted model, not a curated record. Bases 1 to 543 code for a protein of 180 amino acids. The transcript has 2 exons. Gene Ontology annotation, molecular function: oxidoreductase activity. Lineage: Eukaryota; Fungi; Ascomycota; Sordariomycetes; Hypocreales; Nectriaceae.